UCUCCGCAGCGACACCGCAGCUGCCAGCAUCGGUGAGAAAAGCCGCCGCGCGCCGGGUUUGCCAAGGUUUGCCUGAAGGUGAAUUACAAACUUUUCAUGGGAAACUCUGCACGGCACAUCCAGUGAGAUGGCAUCAGACAGUGAGGUGAAAACCCUACUGAACUUCGUCAACCUGGCCUCCAGCGACAUCAAAGCAGCUCUGGAUAAAUCGGCUCCCUGUCGCCGGUCAGUUGACCACAGGAAAUACUUGCAGAAGCAGCUCAAGCGAUUUUCUCAGAAGUACUCACGGAUCCCAAGGUGCCACCCCAGCAAACCCCCCGAGUGCGGCUGGCGCAGGGGGGCAGAGGACCGGGGCCGUGGACCCCUGCCUGAGGCACCUGACCCCAGCCCCCAUGGCCGGGCUGCAGCCGAGAAGGUGCUGCAGACAGCAGGGGUGGAGGAGAGCCUCGCCGAGGAACGGGUUUUGCAGGAGCAAAACCCCGAAGCCGCCAGACCAGACCAGGUGCCCAUGAGGAAGCGACAGCUCCCUGCCUCCUUCUGGGAAGAGCCACGGCCGGCACAGAGCCUGCCGGCCAGGGCCUAUCCCACCAGCCCCGAAGGGCUCCUGGCCCCCAGAGACCCUCCUCCUUCUGAGGGGAAGAAAAGCAAAUGGAGCCCAGACACUGCUGUCCCAGAGAGCUCCCCCGAGCCUGCCCCACAUGCUGGGGAGAAAGACCCUGUUGGGGUCCUCUCAGGCCGGGUGGGUGCCUGGACCUGCUGCCCCUUCCCCUGCCCUGGGCCCGGGGUGUACCAGCCCCCGGGCACACUGUCGCCAUCGCCCUUCCUGGGGCUGGGGCUGUGGAGGAAGACCGUGGCCGCACUGCCGGCGGAGGUGCCGCACUUCUGCAAGGAGGCCGAUGGCAUGGGACAGAAACUCUACAGGCCUGUGGUUUUGAAACCCAUCCCCACCAAGCCUGCCGUUCCCCCGCCGAUCUUCAAUGUUUUCAGCUAUCUUUAGCUGGGGGGUGUUGGAGUCAUGCUGAACACCACAGCUCCUGAGAGUGGAUUGAAACGCCCGGUUAGGCACCAGGCGUGAGCUGCUGGCAGCGUGGAGCGGCGGGGGGAAAGAGGCCGGCAAUCACACCCUCUUCCUCAUGGGCUGG
Messenger RNA from Strigops habroptila (Kakapo), 1142 nucleotides. It is a transcript of the gene FAM181A, whose product is annotated as family with sequence similarity 181 member A. The record is from RefSeq and is a predicted model, not a curated record. NCBI's taxonomy places the organism in Eukaryota, Metazoa, Chordata, Aves, Psittaciformes, Psittacidae. The coding region runs from base 128 to 997 and encodes 289 amino acids. The transcript has 2 exons.